Molecule: messenger RNA, 3493 nt
Organism: Argiope bruennichi
Lineage: Eukaryota; Metazoa; Arthropoda; Arachnida; Araneae; Araneidae
Gene: kdn
Product: probable citrate synthase 2, mitochondrial
Exons: 10
Coding region: 160-1563 (467 amino acids)
Biological process (GO): carbohydrate metabolic process; citrate metabolic process; tricarboxylic acid cycle
Cellular component (GO): mitochondrial matrix
Source: RefSeq, a predicted model, not a curated record
GCUCCGGCUUUACGACGUGGUUCUCGUGUUCUCUGAAUGGAUUAGAGCUUGGAAAACUUGCACGUUUUACCGGCGAACGUAGCAUUUUAUAUUAAUAAUUACUUAAGAACUCUAUUUUAACGUGAAAUUUUGUAACAAAUUCUUGAUUAUUAAACGAAAAUGGCGCUUGUAAUGAGAAUAAUUGCAAAUCGUCUCGUUGCUCAACCUCAGGCAACUUUUACACCCCUUUCCAUUCUUGCAAAGAACUUCAGUGAUACUACAGAUCUGAAAGGGUUGAUGGCAAAAAAGAUUAUUGAGCAUCAAAAAGCCGUAAAAAAAUUCCGUGAAGUUUAUGGAAGUAAAGUUAUUGGAGAAAUCACUGUGGACCAGAUAUAUGGUGGUAUGAGAGGUAUGAAAAGUUUGGUAACAGAAACUUCUCACUUGGAUCCAGAAGAGGGUAUCAGAUUCCGUGAUCUAACCAUUCCAGAAUGCCGAGAACAACUUCCUAAAGCCCCUGGAGGUGAAGAACCUCUUCCUGAAGGUCUCUUUUGGCUGUUAAUGACUGGAGAUGUACCAACAACUGAACAGGUAAAAGCUUUAUCCAAGCAGUGGGCUGAACUUGCAGAUCUACCACCUCAUGUUGUAACAAUGUUGAAUAACUUCCCUUCUAAUUUGCAUCCAAUGUCUCAGUUCUCUGCUGCCAUUACAGCCUGCAAUACUGAAAGUAUGUUUGCCAAAGCUUACAGUGAAGGAGUUUCCAAGGCCAAGUACUGGGAGUUGACAUAUGAUGAUGCUAUGAGUCUCAUUGCUAAGCUCCCACCAAUAGCAGCUACUAUUUACAAGAAUCUGUAUCGUGAUGGGAGUAGCAUUGGUGCCAUUGAUACCAAUAAGGACUGGUCUCACAAUUUUACCUCAAUGCUUGGUUAUGAAGAUGCCCAGUUUACAGAGCUUAUGAGAUUGUACUUGACCAUCCAUAGUGAUCACGAAGGAGGCAAUGUAAGUGCACACACUGUUCACUUAGUUGGUAGUGCUUUGUCAGAUCCUUAUCUAUCAUUUUCUGCUGGAAUGAAUGGAUUGGCAGGACCACUUCAUGGAUUAGCAAAUCAGGAAGUUCUUGUUUGGCUAACUAAGUUACAGAAAGAACUUGGCCCUGAUGUGACUGAAGAUCAAAUGAAGGAAUUUGUGUGGAAGACAUUAAAAUCUGGACAGGUUAUACCUGGCUAUGGCCAUGCAGUGUUAAGAAAGACUGAUCCUCGUUAUGUAGCUCAGCGUGAAUUUGCCUUGAAACAUCUUCCUCAGGAUCCUAUGUUUAAACUUGUGUCAACUAUUUACAAAGUUGUUCCACCUAUUCUUCUUGAAUUGGGAAAAGUCAAGAACCCAUGGCCCAAUGUUGAUGCUCACAGUGGAGUGCUGUUGCAGUAUUAUGGAAUGAAGGAAAUGCAGUUCUACACUGUUCUCUUUGGUGUAUCCCGAGCUCUGGGUGUGAUGGCAUCUUUAGUCUGGGAUCGUGCCAUGGGCCUGCCUCUGGAACGACCAAAAUCCAUGACAACCGACGGACUCAUGAAGUUGGUUGGAGCUGUCUAAAUGGCAGGGCAAAUCCGAAAUUGCCAUGCACACCACUUCACUACAGAAUAGCAGCAAUUCCAUAAUGCAGGAUUUUUAAAAAUUGAUGUUCACCUGUUAGAAAGUGAACGGACAGCUUUGUGAUAGAUGUUGGUUAGGUGUCAAUGUCUGUAAAAUUGCAUCAAGUUUGAAGCUGAAAAUAUUCAUUUUCCUUGUCUCUCUGUCAUCAUUUUUCUUUUUAAGUCCUCAUUGUGAAUUUUCAAGCAGAAGUGCAGUAGAAAUUCACCUGCAAUAGACUGUGGUGUAGACAUUCUUCAUUUGCUCACUCAUCUCAUGUUGAAUCUCUUUCUCCAACAUAAUAAAUUGAACCCAUUGGUUACAUUCAGACUUUGACACAACCGGCUGUUUUGUUUAAUUCUGGAAAAUGUUUUUUUUUUUGUGAUAAUUUAUCGAAUGCUGCGGAGCAUUUUUUAAAAAAAAAUGUGGUGUUGGAACUCUUUGUUUGAAAUUAUUUUGUUUAAGUUUUUAUAAUUAAAAUUUAAUAUUGGUUGAUUUAAUUGCACAAUAAAAAAAAUGAGAAUGAGCUAUUAGAAAAUUUUAAUAUAUGUAAUUUAAAAAUAAACUGUUGAAAGUGACAAUUUUACAUGCACUUGUACCUGAAGGAUAAUAAAUAGAAAAUUGCUUAAUCAUCUUGUUUUUCUGUUUGUUACAUGACAUUAUGUGAAUUAAACUGAUGGCUUAAGAAAAAGCAAUAAUUAGUUAAUAUGGAAUCUAAUUAGGAGAUGUUUUAUAAUUUUUGUCUGAUAUUCUAAAUUUAACUGGAGUUAGUAUUGAUAUUUAUCAUAUUUAAAUCCCUGUGUGCUAAUUUUAGUGUGUCAAUUUAUCCAUGUCUUACUUGUUGUUGAAACUGGCUGAUAAAAUAACAUGUACCUGAUAUGGUAAAACUUUAUGUACAAAUGAAAUGACUUAAUAUAACAUUUUUAAAGCUAGUUAAUAAUACUUAUUUAAAUCUAUGCGAGCUGUGUAUUGUUUUCACCAAAUUAGUAAAUUAAAGUUUUUAAACUAGACAUCUUUGAUCUAGUAUUGGAUCUAGCACAUAAUUUUAUUGAACAUUCUGAUCGUGAGGUAGUACUUAGUGUAUCAUAGUUGUAAAGUCCAUGCAAGAAUGUGUAUACUGUAGAACUUUAUAACAAAGAUUUUGUUAAAAUCUAAUUUUACUUUAGUUUGUUCUUAUUUCUAUAAGCAGCAUAUUUUCUUUUAUUUUAAUCUGUUUGUUUUUUGUGAAAGAUUUAUUGAAAAAGAAUACUAGAGAUACUUUUUACAUUUUUAUUAUUGUGAAGUGAAAUGGGUUUAUAUUAGUUAACUUAAACUAUUUCAUUAAGGAAGAAUACUAAAGAAUUAAAGUGAUAUUUUUUCAUAAAAAUAAUAGUUUAAUUUACCAUUCUUGUCUGAAUUUUAUCAAAAAACUGCUCUUUGAAUAACUAGUUUCGUCUUGCUAUAGUUAAAACAUGACUGCAUCUUAAUUUUGAUUUUUCUUUAUAUAUUUUUCUUUUUGUAAUCUCGUUUCUUUUAAUUAAAUUAACAAGAAAGGGUUCUUUAAAUAUUUUUUCUUUAUCCCAGAAAUAUUGGCAUUCAUAUUAUUACAUAUCUAAAAAGCUGUAGCACCAAGUUUAAUCAUUAACAUAUUUCAAUGCAAACUAUCUUAAUUAUUAGUUUAAUCUAACAGCUUAGAGGCUGCAUCUACUGUAUAUAGUAUAUAUUUGUACACUCAGAAAGCAUGGGGUCUGGUCUUCCAAAAAUAAAGGUCCAUAUAAUUUUUCCUAGAAUUUUUUUGUAAUUUUGAAAUGUGUACAAACAUAUUUUGAAAAAGUGAUGACUGUUUCCAUCAGAAUGAUAGAAAAAUUCGAAAAUGUUCCAUUCUAAUAUACUCAAUAAAUUUAGCUCCCUUGUU